AUGGCGGGGAGGGCUAAUUCUUCAUCUAGCUGGGUGGUGGAGAUGGAGAAACUGCUCGAGGACACCAGGCCAUCGGUGGAGAUGGAGCGGUGGAAGCAGCGCUCCAUCUAUCGGGUACCGGAAUUUAUCAAGAAGAUGACCAACAGAGAUACCUACCAGCCGCAGUUCGUAUCGCUGGGCCCCUUGCACCACGGCGAGCCCCAUCUCGUGCCCAUGGAGGAGCACAAGAGGCGGGCGGUGCUGCACACCAGGAAGCCUCUAACGGAGUUCGUCGCUGCAAUCGAGGAAGUGGCAGAUGAGCUCGAUGCCGUCUACGAGGACCUUGACGAUAGAGUGAACAGGGGAAGCUUCGUGCAGAUGAUGGUCACGGAUGGAUGCUUCCUGAUUGAGCUGAUAAUGAUAGAUCAAAGUCCAGAGUACAAGAAUACUGAUUACACGGACAACGACCCCAUCUUCAGCAGGAGCAGCUUUAUUAAUUUGUUUCCAAUAAUGAAGAACGAUGUGAUAGCGAUGGAAAACCAAAUACAUCUAGUCGUUCUGCAGAGGAUCUUAUUUGUUGCAUGCAAUGGCACACCUCCGAGCGCUGGAGAGAUCAACAAUAUGGUCCGAAGUCUUCUGGAGGUCCCUCUCUUCGAGGAAGGCGUGGAGAAGCUGGGCCUCCACUUCUUGGACAAUUUUCACAAACAGCGCUGUGGCACCACUUCACAUUGGGAAGGAUCGGACAAAUAUGAGCCUCGCACUCCCAGUGCAGUUGAGCUGAGCGAGGCAAUGAUUCAGUUCAAAAAAAGCAACACUGAAAGCAUCCACGACAUUGACUUCAAAAAUGGUGUCCUCAGCAUGCCGAUGUUCACGUUCCAUGAUCAAACGGAGGUGGAGCUCCUCAACCCGAUGGCAUUUGAGUGGCUACAUCCGGACGCCAAGCACGAUGUGAGGUCCAAAGGGUUCUUGGUAAACAUGAUAGGCAGCGACAAGGUGGUGGUGGAGAUGUUCAACACCCUCACCAAGUUAGUAUGGACGCCAGACGAAGGCAGCAAGCUAGGCCACAUGCAAUGGAAGGUGAACGACCACUGCAGGAAGCGCCGGAACAAAUGGCGUGCCAUGUUCAUGAACAACUACUUAAGCAACCCCUGGGUGUUCAUUUUGAGGGACUGA
This is a messenger RNA of Panicum virgatum (switchgrass), 1152 nucleotides long. RefSeq names its product UPF0481 protein At3g47200-like. The record is from RefSeq and is a predicted model, not a curated record. Lineage: Eukaryota; Viridiplantae; Streptophyta; Magnoliopsida; Poales; Poaceae. Bases 1 to 1152 code for a protein of 383 amino acids. The transcript is spliced from 3 exons.